Punica granatum (pomegranate) is the source of this 2000-nucleotide messenger RNA. NCBI's taxonomy places the organism in Eukaryota, Viridiplantae, Streptophyta, Magnoliopsida, Myrtales, Lythraceae. The record is from RefSeq and is a predicted model, not a curated record.
UGACGGAGAAUCUUCAGCUGCAUGACGGGCCGAGUUCGGGCCUGAUCCGGCCCAGGAAAAGCAGAGGAAAGUCGAACCGACGCAUGAGAUCUCCCGGCAGCAUCCCGGCGAACUCCCGGCGAAAUCAUCGGCAAAUUAAGAACUCUCCGUAUCCAUUACUACGGUCAGUUUCUGAUUGCGGAAACAGAGAAAUGGGUAUCAACAUUGGAGGGCAGAUAGAGAGAGUGAGCGGGAAAGAGCUGAGUUACAGGGAGUUUGUGGAGAGGUACAUGAAGAAGAAUGAGCCAGUGGUGAUUACGGGUCUAAUGGAUGAUUGGAGAGCUUGCAGGGAUUGGGUCUCGGAAGGAGGGAAGCCCAAUCUCCAUUUCUUCUCUACCCACUUCGGGAAAUCCAGAGUUCAGGUGGCUGAUUGCGGUACUAGGGAAUUCACGGAUCAGAAAAGGGUGGAAAUGUCUGUCUCUCAGUUUGUUGACCAAUGGCUACAUUGUCACGGGGAAGACCAUGCUGAUGUUUCAACAAGUGAGAGGAACUCAAUACUGUAUUUGAAGGAUUGGCAUUUCGUAAAGGAAUACCCAGUAUAUACAGCAUACACAACACCACUUUUUUUCCAUGAUGAUUGGCUGAACCUCUAUCUUGACUAUCAUCACAUGCAUAAAGAUCCUGACACCUACCAAGAGACUAAUGAAAUAUGUUGCUCUGACUAUCGUUUUGUCUACAUGGGAGCAAAAGGAUCUUGGACUCCUCUUCACGCUGAUGUCUUCAGGUCAUAUAGCUGGUCAGCAAAUGUGUGUGGGAAAAAACAGUGGCUUUUCUUGCCCCCUUCUCAACAUCAUCUUGUGUUUGACAGAAAUAUGAAGAAUUCUGUCUAUGAUAUCUUCAAUGAUGUGAGUGAUAAAACCUUUCCUGGUUUUAAGAUGGCUGUUUGGCUAGAGUGCACGCAGGAAAGGAAUGAAAUUAUCUUUGUGCCAAGUGGAUGGUAUCAUCAAGUUCAUAAUCUGGAAGACACUAUAUCUAUAAAUCACAACUGGUUCAACUCAUACAACUUAUCGUGGAUUUGGGAUUUGCUUCAGAGAGACUACAACGAGGCUAAGGAUUACAUAGAGGACAUCAGGGACAUAUGCGAUGACUUUGAAGGUCUCUGCCAAAGAAAUCUUGCUGCUAAUACAGGCAUGAACUUCAAUGACUUCUUUACCUUCAUUACACGCUUCACGUUUGCAAACUUGGUCCUAUUGGACUAUCUAUGCAAAGACAAUGAGGAUGUCACCGGCAUGCCAUCAUCUCCAAUAGUUUCACACUUGAUUUCAAACCUUGCUUCCUUACGGAAGGUUGCUCUAAGCAUGGAAUCCACUGAAGGCUUAUCAGAUAAUCCUGGCAUUGUACAUUUAGCAGAAAUGUCGAACGAUCCUAAGUUCCUGGAGCUGUGCUCAGCUUUGGGCAAAACAUACAAGAUCAUACAUGGAUCAGAUCCUCAGAGUUAUGGAGCGUGGAGAGACAAUUUGGGUAACUCGGACCUUAUAAAGAUUUUGUCGAAGGUUUGCACUCCAAGAGAUCUUGUGAAUGGCAUGGACUGCGCUGUUAAAGAGCUUAGAAGUUUCAGCUCGCUCUCGAGUUAACUUAAUUAGUAAGAUCAGUCUCUGUCAAAGGGAGAAAUUCAGAAGAUGCCCAAUUCUAAAACCUUAGGGUGGUGCAUAAUCUUGUGAGUGUACAGUUAUACAGACGGGAUUUGCCAUUUUGUAACAUUAUCUACUUUUUCAUCUGGAUUUCAGGAUGCCAUAUGCGCACCGGUUAAAGUUAGGUUUAUGCUAUUGAGUGGGGCAGAAGAUUCCUAGUUUAAUCCCAACCUCGGCUAUUUGUAAAUUUUUGUACUAAAAGUGUGAAGAGCAGCUUUUGUCUAGAGAAUGAUUUUUGUGCGCAAGCACAACCCAUAAAGCAUAAAGCUUUCUUUGCCCAUCUUUUCUUUAGUAAUAAUAAGUCCCAUAAAGGGUUGUCUUUGCUUUUUA